Messenger RNA from Pecten maximus, 3540 nucleotides. RefSeq names its product hillarin-like. The record is from RefSeq and is a predicted model, not a curated record. Bases 538 to 2934 code for a protein of 798 amino acids. The transcript has 8 exons. Lineage: Eukaryota; Metazoa; Mollusca; Bivalvia; Pectinida; Pectinidae.
AGAUUGCGGAAUGGAUUCACAUUGCAGGGCUAUAACCUCACAGAGUUUACGUUAAAUAACCAUAGCUUCGUUGUUUGGGCAUAUGUCGAGCAGACACUGGAGAUAAAAAUCAACGCAUGUAAAACCCGUUCUUACACCAUAAUGUGAAUAGACAUCAAGUAAAGAAAAUGUCUUCCUGGAUUAUAUUUCCUUGAGGAUAACGAGUCCAAACGGAAGUUGACUGUGUUGCAGAUGUUGGCCAAGAAGAAUUGGAUGUUCAAAAUAGAAAGUCAACAGUCCUUUCAAAGUUGCUGUAAAGUUUGAUCUAUAUGGUGAUGUGGAUUUGUGUUCGUGGUAUCUUUAACACUCACAGAACACAUUUAUAAAUCAUUUUUACGCAAAAACUUUCGGCGUUAUCACGAUCGGACUUCACGUAAGCCUUGCUUUGAGACAUUUACUUCACCUUCCAUUGAAGCGGCAAGCAUUACACGCCUACAUUGAACUAAGCCAUCUUAUCUCUGUUCGUUCGUCUGCUGGGUUUCCUACUAAAGUCCCGACAUGGAAGAUUUUGUGUUCGGUGGGGUGUUUCCGUGUUGGGAGGAGGAAGGCGGCGGGGAGGAAUGCUUAUGGGCUACGGAUAAUGACGAAAUCAAGAGUGGUCAACUAAACCCAGACCUUGAUAUCGGCCUGUCCCCCGGGAUGGAAUGUGUGAUCAGAGGCAGUCUUUACAAUCCCGGUUGGCAGUAUGAUGCCAAGGCUAUCGAAUUCAACCACCACCGAGAUAUGUUCGGGAAGGCGGAGAAGAAAAAAACGUCUUUGGGAACAUACAAGGAUUUCGAGUCGUUAGGUGUGUUUGACGCCCAAUCUGUACUAGAACUACAGCAGAAAGAGGAGGAAGACAGGCUCUAUGAGAGAUUCCACGAGGACAGGACCAAAAUGGUCCAGCGUCUGGAGGACGAACUCAAGGUUGAGAAAGAGAAAUCGGUACAAGAACUAGUGGCUGGUUUUGAGAAGAAAAUAACAUCAAAAAAAGACAUCAAAACAGGUCUGCAGAAAGAAACCGAGAGACUCGAACAGCUGUACCAACGGAAGAAGGAAGAGCGCCUGCGUACACUUAUGAACAAACUGACCACAGAGGAAAAAAGUCAGGUGACCCGCCUGAUAGAGAAGCACAGUUCGGAGAUGUUACUGAUGAUCGCCGAGAAAUUGGUGACAAUGACAGAGACCAUACCGGAUGCCGAUACCACUACAUUACAGACAGCGUCUGUUGACCUUUCAAGGCCACCACCAGUUGCACCACCGGAAUUUAGAAGAUCACAAUUAUUCAAAAGUCCCGAGGAGUUCGAAGCGUUAGACAACCAGGUUUUCGAGGUGGCUCAAAAAGACUACUCCGCAUUCACGGACCUUGUUAAAGACCUGAUUCACAACUGUCAAACAGAUCUGGAGAAAUCAAGGGCUAUCUUCCGCUGGAUAACCGUAAAGGAUCUCAAUAAACUCGAGGUUGACGAGACUGUGAACCCGGAGUCCCCUAUGGGGUUACUCCGAGGGAUUAAAUACGGCACGGAGAGCUACCACGAUCUCUUCAAACGUCUCUGCAGUUAUGCCGGGCUCCAUUGUGAGGUCAUCCAGGGUUUAUCAAAAGGAGCGGGAUACAAACCGGGCAUGCGCAUGGACAGUGACAAGUUCCGGAACUCCUGGACAGCUGUAUUCAUUGAAGGAUCCUGGUGCUUCAUCAACUGUAAUUGGGGAGCACGGCAUGUCAAAGGUCACGACAAGGACGAAAAGGACGCUGUUACAGGCCUGGCUACAUUCUACUACAGAUGUGACGAAUUCUACUUCAUCACAGAUCCCGAGGAUCAUAUUCAUCAACAUUUCCCCGACGAUCCAAAAUGGCAGCUUCUGGAGUGUCCGAUUUCAUUGACAGAAUUCAUUAACUUGCCUGUUGUGAAAUCCCCUUUCUUCAAUUACGGUCUGAAAUUCGCCAAUCAUUAUGAUGGAACUCAAUACACCAGCAAUGGCAUAAUUGUACUGCAACUAAAAAUUCCAAAUCUCCUUGGGUUUGGUUACACAUUAGACGCCAAAGAUUCAGGUAUGGAUCCUCAAAAACUCGAAGGACGUGUUAUGCUCAGGAUCAUUGGUCACAAAGCUAUUUUUACAGUUGCUCCUCCGAAAACUGGAAAAUAUUUUCUAACAAUUUUCGCCAAAGAAGACUGGCAUUCAGAAUCGUUACAAAGCGCGUGUGCGUUCAGAGUGAAAUGUCGUGAGAAACGGGAAAACAUCAGAAGUCCAUUUCCGAAAGUUCCGUUCUUCGGACCUACUCCCAGCAUGAGUCAGUAUGGGAUCGUGCCACAGACGCACAUAGACCCUCUCGUGGUCUUCAGUUAUGAUGACGUCAUAUUUCAGUUCCAGAUUCAGAAGGAAGUGAAGUUGACACACACCCUCCAAUACCAUGGUCCCUUCCAAAGUGAUAUCACGGACUUUCAACGAUACGUAUUUGUCCGAUAUCGGGACGAAAAAUCAAUUUCAUACCAAGUGCGAUGUCCAAUCAUGGGCAAGUUUGUCUUCAACAUUUUCGGUGGCACGGUAACAUCACCCGAGGAAAACACUGGCCAUAUUGAAUGUUUAUUUCGCUACCUCUUGGACUGUAAACAUCCAGCCAAGGAUAAACGUCCACUGCCCAGGGCAUGUCAUCGCUGGUUCCUUGGCAACAUGCUCGAACCUGUCGUCGGGGACAUUGACCCAGACAGGAGGGUGACAUUCCGUGUACGUGCGCCGUUGGCCAUGGAUGUUGCUAUGCUGGUCGGCGAUGCAUGGUUCCACUUCAAGGAAAUUGCUGAUAGCAUAUGGGAAGGCAAUGUGUACACAGGGAAGGGGCAGUGUAAAGCCAAACUCUACGCCAAACUUACCAAAGAACGAGCAAGAUUCUCCCCACUUGUGGAGUUUAAUAUCAAAUAGUCGUUGUAAAAUUGCCAAAGAAAUAUAAAAGAAAUAUCGUAUUUACACUUUUUAAAUAACUAUUUUGCGAUUCGAGUUGACGAAUUUCGUAGUUGUUUAAAUGAGGACGACUAAACAUCCCAAACAGUAUGAACAAUUGUUUGGAGUUUGGCCGUGUGAUACGUGACUUGUUUGGAGUUUGGCCGUGUGAUACGUGACGUUGGAGUGAAGGUAAUGCUGUUAUCGUGUGGAGGGUUGGCAUUUUCAUGUGUGAUCGUGAUUAGGGUUCAUAAUUAAGUUUGAACUGAAUCAAAUCGGCUGGAGAACCACAAUUUAAUGCUGCUUUUACGUAGUGCUGGAGAGGUUGCCUCCCCUUAUUUAUAUAUUGUUGGAGAAGUUAUCUCCCCUUGUAUACGUAAAAUGAUAUGCUCGUAUCAAUGCAAUCUAGUAGUAGCAAUCAAGUGAGGACCAUUGUCUCCUAACGAACCCUGUUGUUAUCGUUAAUUAUAUUUAUAUAUUUAUAUCGAACGAAAAUACUUUGCGUUAACGUGAGUGAUUGGCAGCAUUUCGUACAAACCUAGUUACAAGUAUUAGAAAACUAAAAUAAAUGUUAUUGUUGGAAAGAAA